AUGUCAGAGUGGGGUGCUGUCCAGCCUGAGGCCUUUGGCGCCGAGUCCUGGGGCGGAGAGGUGGGUGAUGGUGCCUUGACCAUCGAGGACAGCGGCGUCGUCCUGGACAGGGAUGGCUACGAGGCUCUCGAGAUGGCUGCCAACGAGAAGAAGCCCAAGCGCGUCCGCAAGAAGGACGUGGAGCACGCGAUGGCCCCUUCAGCCUCCUACCCCCCGACCAACCGUCAUGUGCCCAUUGUCAAUGCACCGCUGAAGACCGACCGAGAGAACGGCGAGGAGAAAUUCAUCUCCAUCUGGCAGCGUUCUGGCAAGAAUGAACCUCUACAGUCCUUCGUCGACAAGUUUCCCCGCAACGCCGCGAUGGCCUUCAGCGAGGUUUGGAAGAGGGAGCUCGAGAACGAGGGAAGCUUCGCGGCCCUCGUCAUCGAUGACGAGAACCUGGACCCCUACAAGCGUUUGCUUGACUGGAUCAACCAGUGUGUCGACGAGGGAAACGACAUCAAGUUUCCUGAGAUCGAGGACGAAGAGAACGCUCUCAAUAUCUUGCUUGAGAUCAUUGUCGUGGCCGACCAGCUCAAGGUCCCCGAGAUGUCCCUGCAGGAGGGCCUGAAGAAGAGAGCCAUGAAGUACGCACGCAAGGGCCUUAUCAACCUCGACUAUGUCGAGCGCCUGUACGACGAGGGCCACUUCCAAUACCUAGGCCCCUCCGAGGCUCUCCAGGAAGCAGCUUCGGCUAGCAUCUUUGAGGCGUGGUGGACGCGCAAAUUGGACGAGCCCGAGUACAAUGACUACUGUUCCUUCAUCGAGCAGAUGAGAGCCGUGUUCCCCAAGCUGGACGAGGACCUGAACAAGCGGUUCGAUGACAAGAAGGAGCACAUCGAGAAGAAGAAGGCAGAGAAGAAAGCCCAGCAGGCUGCGCCCUACAAUAGCAGCAACAACGGCGCGGAUGGUGGAUGGGGCUCGGCGGCCGCUGCCACCGUUGAUGGCAGCGUUGAGUGGCGUGGUGCCGACGAGGGCGGCACCGCUGAUGGUGCUGCUGCUGCUGCUAUGGACGGAUAUGGCACCACGGCAGAGGGCGACACAUCUGCUUGGAAUUUCUCCAUCGACAAUAGCCAUGGUUGUCGUUCUUCCUCGCCGCUUUGGUUCAUCGUCGUCACUAGAUGUGUCAUCCUUAGGACAUCGGCGUUAAGCACUCGCCACACGGGAGGCAACACGUCCACGCAGCUCAUGGGGGCGCAGACCAGUGGCUUCGCCCCCCAUCUUCCUCCGAGCCGAGCUCCACUACUUUUGUGA
Messenger RNA from Cryphonectria parasitica EP155, 1293 nucleotides. RefSeq lists its product as uncharacterized. The record is from RefSeq and is a predicted model, not a curated record. The transcript is spliced from 6 exons. The coding region runs from base 1 to 1293 and encodes 430 amino acids. NCBI's taxonomy places the organism in Eukaryota, Fungi, Ascomycota, Sordariomycetes, Diaporthales, Cryphonectriaceae.